GGACAUUGAGCUCAGAUGUGUACUAAACAUGAGAAUAAAUACAAGACAGAUCUGCUGACGGUCAUGAGAUCUCUGGGCUGCUGUCCGACCCUGCAAGAGCUCGACAGACACUUGCUGACCCAUAACAUCGAUAAGAGCGGCGAGUUGGACUUCUCCACGUUUCUCAGCGUGAUGCAUGCACAGAUCCAGCAGGAGAAGCCACGGGACGAGAUCCUGCGAGCCGUGAGGUUCAUGGACACGAGCAAACGAGGCUUUGUCACAGCGUCAGAGCUCAGGGCCAGACUGACAGGCUUCGGAAAGCCACUCACGGAUCAGGAAGUGGACGAGCUGCUGAGUGAAGCCGGCGUGACCGAUGACGGCCAAAUUAACGACGAGGGUUUUAAGAAAAUGGUGACAUUUCUGACCAGCUGAUGCUGCGAUUAAACAAGAGGCAGAAAGUCAUUAAAGCUGAAAACCACAGAUAUCACAGAAAAAUGAAAUAACUACACCAGCAUGACCAUGUUAAACAGACUGCUUCAAUCAUUCACUAACAACCGUGGGAUUGUUUUCAGUCACCAGAUGUGCCACUUUUCCACCUAAAGGUUAAUAGUAGGCUUUCCUGAACUUUCAAACUGUUUAUGUAUAGAGUCUUAUGUAGUAAAGAUUUCAGAGUUUUAGUUUUGUUUAAAAUUGGGAUCAUAGUGCCCUCUUGUGUUUAUAGAGAGAAUAUUAUUGUAUAUGGCAUGAAUCACAUUUCUCAGAAAUAAAUGUUGAAAUGUGAACAUAAUAAAUGUGAAGGUGGAUGCCCA
Carassius gibelio (silver crucian carp) is the source of this 788-nucleotide messenger RNA. It is a transcript of the gene calml4b, whose product is annotated as calmodulin-like 4b. Gene Ontology annotation, molecular function: calcium ion binding. The transcript has 3 exons. NCBI's taxonomy places the organism in Eukaryota, Metazoa, Chordata, Actinopteri, Cypriniformes, Cyprinidae. The record is from RefSeq and is a predicted model, not a curated record. The coding region runs from base 16 to 411 and encodes 131 amino acids. Gene Ontology annotation, cellular component: myosin II complex.